Molecule: messenger RNA, 2853 nt
Organism: Aricia agestis (brown argus)
Lineage: Eukaryota; Metazoa; Arthropoda; Insecta; Lepidoptera; Lycaenidae
Exons: 2
Coding region: 41-2242 (733 amino acids)
Biological process (GO): DNA integration
Molecular function (GO): nucleic acid binding
Source: RefSeq, a predicted model, not a curated record
CACUGUAACGUAUGGUACUAAGGCCGCUCCAUACUUAGCCAUGCGCACACUACGACAAAUAGCAUUCGAUAACGAAGAAAGAUAUCCUUCUGCUGCGAAAGCAUUAACUAAUUCAUGCUACAUGGAUGACUUAAUAUGUGGAACCGACAACAUCACUGAGGCCAAAAAUUUACAAAAAGAGUUGAUAGAAGUUUUAAGGAGCGCGGGGAUGAACCUUAGAAAAUGGUCGAGCAACACAUCUGAACUAACAAAAGAUUUAUCAUAUGAUCAGCUGGACACUUUUGAAUUCAAGGACGUCGAAAAUAGAAAAACACUGGGUUUGAGAUGGAAUCCUGCCUCUGACACAUUUUCUUUCCAAUGCAAGCUCACAGAAGGCCUUGAAACGAACAUCACCAAAAGGGAACUUUUAUCCGAGAUUUCGAAAAUAUAUGAUCCUCUUGGCUGGCUGUCACCUCUCACAAUCAGAGGAAAAAUCCUAUUUCAACAGACUUGGCUAUCAUCAUUAUCAUGGGAUGAUAAAUUACCGGAUUCCAUACAAGAUGAGUGGAAUGAAUUAAAAAGGGAUCUAAUGAAAAUUGAUAGAUUCCAAAUUCCCCGUUAUUUGGGUCACAUCGGUCAGUCACUCCAUUUACAUGGAUUUUGUGACGCAUCUGAAAAAGCGUAUGCAUGCGCAAUUUACUUAGUCACACUUAAUGAUAAAGGCGCUUAUACAUCAAAACUCAUCACUGCAAAAACAAAGGUUGUUCCAACCAAGAAACAAUUAUCACUGCCGAAACUGGAAUUGCUGGGAGCCUUAUUACUAUCACAACUUAUGAAGAAGGUUUUGGAGAUCUUGUAUACAUCAAAAGAAAUUCAUUUACAUGCCUGGACAGACUCCAUGAUAGUACUAGGGUGGCUUCAUGGAGAUAUUUCCAAAUGGAAGCAAUUUGUCGCAACCAGAAUACGACAUAUCACGAAUGUUAUUCCAGCGAAGUAUUGGCGACAUGUAAAAUCUGAGGAAAAUGCCGCAGACUGUGCGACAAGAGGCUUAAGCAGUAUCUCCCUGUACAAUCAUUCACUCUGGUGGGAAGGUCCAAAGUUCAUUCAAGAAAAUCAACAACGAGCCGACCUUGAAACAUAUCAAGAACCAACAAUUGAAAAGAAAAAGAAUCACAGUGUGCAGGCAGCUUUACAAUCGAGCUCUGAUUCCAUCAUAUAUAAAUUACUAAAUGAAAUGAGCUCGAUUACUCGGGUUGCAAAAAUAAUUGCCUGGGUAUCACGUUUCAUAUAUCGAGCACGCAAAAACGUUUGUCAAGCUAAUAACUUAACAGCAAGCAAUAUAGAAGAUGCAUUCAAAUUGAUUAUAAAAACAGUGCAGAAAUUUGAAUUUUUUGAAGAAAUAUCAUCUUUAAAGAAACACCGAGUAUUAAAAUCAAACAGCAGACUUCUAAAUCUGAAUCCUUAUUUGGAUAAGGAUGACAUUCUGAUAGUCGGUGGAAGACUUGAGAACACGAUAUUACGCUACUCUGCGAAGCAUCCUAUCCUUCUACCUACAUCAAGCAGACUCACGGAGCUCAUCAUAGAUCAAGCGCACCGAACGACUCUACACGGAGGCCCAAAACUUACUUUAGCAUAUAUCAGGGACACUUACUGGAUCGUUAGCGGUGUACGCGCUGUCAAAAGUCAAUUACGAAACUGUAUCAAGUGCCGUCGCUUCAGCCAAACAACAAAGCAUCAGAUCAUGGCAGACCUACCCCCCUCCCGGGUAACUCCUGCACGACCAUUCCUCAAUGUGGGCGUGGACUUUACUGGGCAUGUAGAAAUUAAACUCAACAAAGGAAAGGGUGUUCGUACUAGCAAGGGGUACAUCGCGGUGUUCGUGUGCAUGGCAACCAAAGCUGUGCAUAUCGAACUGGUAUCCGACUUGAGCACCGAGGCGUUCCUGGCAGCGCUCCGACGUUUAUGUUCUCGCCGCGGCACUCCGAAAAACAUAUACAGCGACAACGGUACGAACUUCGUUGGCGCUUCCAAGUUUCUGAAAAGGGAAUACAAGGAUAUCGUCAGCUCUAUCAACCAUGAGGUCAUCGACAACAUCAGCGAGAUGGGGAUAACGUGGCAUUUUAAUGCACCGUCAUGGCCCUCCGCAGGCGGCCUUUGGGAAGCAGCCGUCAAAAGUCUGAAGCAACACUUGAAACGCGUCAUGGGAGACCAGAAGCUUACCUACGAAGAAUUAAUCACUUUGUUGCAACAAAUUGAGGCGUGAUCCUGAUGAUGUCUGCAUUACACCAGGACACUUUCUGGUCGGCGGUCCCCUUCUAUCCCGACCUCAGACAGAUCCAGAUAUCACACAUGUUAAACAAAGAUGGCAAUUAGUACAAUCAAUGAACAAGCAAAUAUGGAGGGGCUGGUCCCGAGAAUACCUGCAAAAUUUGCAGACUAGAACUAGAUGGACCUCCCCUACAAAAGACAUCGAGCUGAACGAUAUUGUUGUGAUCAAGGAGGACCACAUGCCGCCGGGGAAGUGGGCUUUGGCUCGGGUGUGUGAACUCCACCCGGGAAAAGAUGGUCAUACCCGGGUGGUCACGUUAAAGACCCAAAACAACGUUCUCCAGCGGCCGGUCAGUAAACUAAUAGUAUUACCGGUCGGAGAAAAAGAAAAGGAUCAGAAGGAAGAACAAAAAUCAUCGAAAAGUCAAUAACCGAAAAGGAACUUUCGGAACGAGCAACGCAUGAAUGAACAAUUUGUAAUGUUAAACAAUCAGCUGGGACAAUUAGCUAAAGAAAACAAUAUAAUAAGAUUAUCAGAUUACAUAAUUACGAACACAAUCAACAUUAACAACCUGAUAUCGAAUAUCCGUCGAACACAAGAAUGCC